UGUGCUUCCUUUUUUCCUCGCUCAUCAAAGCUUUUUCGGGCAGUUUUGAAGUUUUGUUUUGAGUUUUGUCUUAUUUAAAGUUUUCUCAACAAUUAUUACACGAUGACAGUGCUGUAAUACUGCUGCCUCGAAAUGUUUCUCUUCAAAUCGGUUCAAGACCCACCUAUAUGACAGACAGCGAAACCAAAAUGGAUUUGUUUCUAAUGGAAGACUGAAAAGCAAUGUCCAGCAUAAUGAUGGGCUUUUCAUAUGAAAAACGAUCUCUUAAGAGAUCAAGGUUGGGCCCACCUGAUGUGUACCCUCAAGAUCCCAAGCAAAAAGAGGAUGAAUUGACAACUAGCAAUGUCAAGCAUGGCUUUUCAACUCAGCCUCAGCCCGAGGAGUUCGGAACCGCCAGGAACAUGAACAUCACAGCUUCCAAGAUUGGUGCUUUUUUCAAUGCCAUUCUUAGCAAAAAAGAGGAGUUGAAUACCUUACCCGACACCGGGCGCAAGCGUCAGCAAAUCAAUACCAAAGACAAUUUCUGGCCGGCAACAGCUCGGACGAAAAAUGCUGUUGAAGCUUGGUUCAAGGAUCUAGCAGCCAGUAAACCUUUGAUUUCUCUGUCUAAAAAGGCUCCGAACUUCAACAAAAAAGAAGAAAUUUUCAUGAUGCUGUGUGAGUAUCAAGUUCCGAUGUUACGAGCUGCCUGGUUCAUUAAACUAAGUUCAGCCUACACGACUGCUGUCUCAGAGGCCAAAAUGAAGAAAAGGCAACUACCAGAUCCAACGCAAGAAUGGACGCAGACCUUAAUCAAGUUUAUGAAAGAGCAGUACGCAAAAUUGCAAGAUUACUAUCACCAGUCUCUGCCCACCAAUAUACAGUCACUAGUACCUGAUGAGCAUAAAUUAACAUUGAAACAUUGGCAAUACUGUGUACAACUAACCAAACAUAUGUACCAGGAUGGUUUAUUGGACAAACAAGAGUUGCUGAAUUGGAUCCUAGACCUUCUUGAGAAGUCCAGAUCGGGUACCAACAAUGAAGAUAAUAUCCUAAAGCUUUUCAUCCCUUUCACUCUCCAGUACAUGCACGAGUUUGUACAAUCAGAACUGCUGGCCCGUAAACUUGCAUACUUUGCCACAAGAAAACUGGCUCAGCUAUGUUCAAACGCAGAGCUAACCACACCUAGAAUCCAGGACAGUCCUUCUGUGCAGCAAAACGCCAACAGCAGUAACAAUGCCACCAGUAACAACAGCGGUAACAACAAUAGUAAUAGCAUCACAAGUAGCGGCACCAAUAGCAGUGGCAAUAAUAGUGGUAGCGGAAACAGCAAUUGUAAUGGCACAGGUGGUGGAAAUAAUUUGAAUAGCUGCAGUAGUGCUCUCAUGGCAACGUUCAGUGAAUACCUAGCGUGUUCUCAUCAUAGAGACAUCAUUCUAGGACUCAGCUGUAUAAUACAGGUCAUAACUUUAGAAUGUCCCACGGCACUAGUUUGGAAUUGCAUAGGCGAGGGCAAGUCUCCUUCUGUUCUCAAUGGCUCACCUUUAGAUCAUUUACCUUGCACUCCAGCAGCUUUACCCAUGCCCCACCGUACAUCAAAUCCGCACAUUAGAAACCAGCUACGGCUCGGCGAAGAACUCAUCCGGCAGAGAAGUCUAGCUGCGGAAGGCAGAUGGUCCUGUGAUAAGUGGCAACAGACAUCUGCAGGUGCAACCACAACUAGAGUACUUGCAGUACUAGAUACCUUAGAUAGACACAGCUUUGACAGAGUGGAUGCUACAAACUCCCUUGAAACACUCUAUGCCAAAAUAUUUGCACCCACACCAACAUCAGCGGGAACGAAUAAGGAUUCACCAAACGCCACGGACGCUACAAAAGAAGAUAAUGUAAAAGAAAGUCGGACCGACUAUAAUGUGUCUGAAGAUGAAGCCGUGGUUGGGAUUUUGUGCGAGUGGGCUGUGAGCGGACUACGGUAUGGGGAGCAUCGAGCGAUGGCUGUCGCAAAAUUGUUGGAAAAACGCCAGCAGGAGAUCUUGAACAUAACAAACCAUAGCAAUGAGACGGAUCAGGGCGACGACAAAGACUCAACUGCAUCAUUACCUGCAGGGCUCCCCAUAUUCCAGCCAUUACUCAUGAAGUUCUUGGACAAUGAUGCACCUGUUUUAGAUGACAAUCCAACACCUCAGAAUAAAACAGUGUUCACCAAUCUUGUUCACUUGUUUGCGGAAUUAGUACGUUGUGAUGUGUUCUCUCAUGAUGCUUAUAUGUGCACGCUCAUUUCUCGUGGUGACCUGAACACGAGCAAUCCAGCAGGUAUGGCAGCCCGCUCAGGAAUCACCAAACAAGCAGACACGUCUGGAACCAGUGGGCAUGAUGACGAUGCCCUUCCUUUCGACCUGAAACCACCAAAAUUAGAAGACCAUAGCCGACCUAUGGAUUAUGACGAUGAUUGUAAAAUUGACUAUGACCUAGACAAGUUACUGCAACAUAUCAAAGAAGAGCAGCAAAACUCAAUGGACGGCCCUGAGUCCCCGAAAGAUGUGCAUGGGGUAUUGGGAAUGGGUGACUCACACCAUCUCAUUAAAUCUAAACCGUCACGCCAUUUGCUGUACACGACGCAUUUUCCAUUGCCGCAGGAUGAGUCAAGUGCCCACGAUUGCAAUCAGCGUCACGUAUUGCUUUAUGGCUUUGGCAAAGUUCGGGAUGAAGCCAGGCAUCAAAUCAAGAAAAUAGUGAAAGACAUCGGCAAGCUUUUCGGCAAGAAAUUUAGCAUUGAUGUAGCAGAUGGUAAAGUAAAAAAACACUCGCGAAGUGACUUCAAUUUUGAGGCAACAACUGCACGGUUCCAGGCUCUGUCCUACUUUGACCAGCACUACGUUACGUGGCAAUGCAGUGUGACAAUUUUAGAACUCAUCAGCGCUUUUGAAUCUGGUGUUUCAAACUACCUUCCUGUACCUGAACACGUCGCAUUUUUAUUUGACCUGAUGGAGCUUGCAUUCAACAUUUAUGGAUUGAUCGAUUUAUGUCUGCAAAUUUUGAAAGAGAUUCCAGAAGUAGAAUCGCAGUUGGCCGCUAAGAAUUCUGUUUUGACAAAAAGCUAUACAAAUUUAAUGGUGUUGUACAUAGUUGGAGUUUUAAGGCGAUAUCAUGCUUGCCUGCUCUUAUCACCCGAGCAAACAAUUGGUGUGUUUGAGGGCUUAUGUCGUGUUGUAAAGCAUGUCGCCAUACCAGGUGACUGUUCCAGUGUUGAACGGUGUGUUCUUUCACACUUGUAUGAUCUGUACUCGUCUUGUUCUCUGCUAAAAUCUCGGCCACAUGGAGGUGAUCCAUUUAGCAAUGCUUAUCCUAAAAUCAAGCAGGCAUUGUACACGUCAUUGACUCCAUCGCCUAGUAAUCACACGGCCUGGAACUCAACUUUCAUGGUGGAUGUUAUUCAGACGUACAAAAGAGGGGCAAAAAUUGAGCCAAUCUGGGCACGCCAACUUGCAGAGCACUCUGCUAACCGUUACAGCUUGGUGUGUAAUGCCGUUAUUGCCCUUGUCAGCGAAACCCAAGAUAUUGAUCGUUUGAAUGAUAUCGCCAUCUUGUGUGCAGAAUUAACUGCGUGUUGUAACAUGCUCUCUACAGAGUGGCUAGGAGUGCUGAUGGCUUUGUGCUGUUCUUCAAAUCAUCCCUCCUACUUUGGUGAUGUGUUGUCUCGGGUUGAUGUACAAGACCUCAGUAUACAUAAUCCUCUGGCUGUCUUUACCUGUAUUCUAGUUGCUAGGCAUUGUUUUUCCUUAGAAGAUUUUGUUGCUCACGUUGCGCUUCCAUCUUUACUAACUGUUUGCAAUGAAGGUCGUAGGGACGCAGACGAUGAUGCAGAAGCGGGUGCAAGAUUAACAUGUCACUUACUUCUACGGCUCUUCAAAACUGUUGAAGUUCCUCAACCUGGUCUUUAUUCUGUUGGCACCUCACCCCACCCUGUCCCUACUCCAGGAGUACAUUCAAGUAUCAAGCUAAGCUGUGAUAGGCACCUGCUGGCAGCAGCCCACAACAACAUCCGUGUUGGGCCGGUCCUGGCAGUUUUGAAGGCCAUUCUAGUCGUUGGUGAUGCAACAGCAAAUCGCCCAAGCACCUCCAUCAAAAGGUCACCAUCUGCUCUACAGGCAAAUUCUGGAGGCAGUAAACUCUCAGGGGAACUUAGUAUAUCUCACAUACUGGGCACAUCAGAUCUCAACUCCACAGACCAUUUCCUAGAUCUAGGUGGUGGAGGAUUCGGAGGGAUGGAUGCCAACGCUCCAAACCUAUCUGAUUUUGCUCAAUUAGUACUCAAAGAAAUAUGUAGUCAAGAAUGGGUUCUGGAACACUGUCUCCAAAAUCCAGAGGAGCUUUGCCAGGAAGAUCUGCUUCUAGAUAGUAUGCUGACUCCAAAACAGGCACAAAGGUUGCUGCACAUGAUCUGUUAUCCGGACAGGCCAGCCUCAGAAGCAAAUAUGGAUUACAAGACCAUUAUUGUAAAUAUUUUAGAGAAUUUAGAUCAAUGGACGCUUCGAAUGUCUUGGUUGGAUAUGCAAUUAAUGUACAAGCAGUUUUCAAACAGCCCAUCCGAGUUAAACCAGUGGCUUGAUACUGUUGCCAAAGCAACCAUUGAUGUAUUUCAAUUGACUUCUCCAAACUCAAAGGGUGAAGCAGCUGAAAUGAAAGGGAAACCAGAAUCUAUUUGGCUUGUUGCUCCACUGGUUUCAAAAUUAUCGAGUGCAGUUCAGGGCCGCCUUCUGAAAGUUGCAGGUCAGGUGCUAGAAAACGGAGUUCUUCAAGGGACGCCAAGCAGUAGUAGUGGGCGAAACAAGGGUUCUCAAGGUCGCAGCAACCAAACAACGUUGCUGAGUCAUCAUCAACCAUUUCUCUCUCUUGUGCUCACUUGUUUAAAAGGCCAGGAUGAUGAAAGAGAGAGUUUACUCACAUCCUUACACUCACAACUCUCUCAGCUGCUAUCUGUACCAAAAGAGGAGAGAUUGGCAGACAUGACCAAAAGUUCGAUCAACAGUGCUCUGUUGUUACGGUUUAGUCUUGUAGGUGGAAUGUUCGAUACGAUUCAACGGAGUACAAAUUUAACCACAGACUGGGCUGUCUUACUCGUUCAGCUUGUAACCUAUGGAGUCAUUGACCUCAAUAAUAACUCUGAACUCUUCAGUACAGUCGUUGACAUGCUGGCAACAUUGAUUCAUUCAACUCUCGUCUCAGAUUCUUUGUCUGAAAAAGGAGAAGAAAAUCGCAAGCAUCACCAAAAUCUCAUAAAAAAAUUGAAGAAGGAGAUCGGCGACCGUAUUUCACCAUCAUUAGUGCAUGUGAGGCAGUUGCUUCCACUAACAAAAACGCAAUGUGAAGUAAUUGCGUCUGAACAGAUCGGUUGCCUAACAGACACAAAAGGCAAUAAAAUCGCAGGAUUUGACUGCAUUGAUAAAAAACGGGGUCUUCAAGUAUCUGAGAAGCAAAAAGUGAGUCCAUGGGAUCUUCUGGAAGCCCACAAGAAUCCAGCGCCUCUUUCGUGGGCUUGGUUUGGUGCCGUGCGCAUCGAACGCAAGCCCUUGUGGUAUGAGGAAAAUCACCGUCUCCUAAAAUUCCACACUCAUUCCCUCCUUAAACCAUCCUCCUAUUUCCUCGAACAAAUCCCCUUACCUCCUGAGGACCUGGAGCCUCCCCAGGACAAACCAUGUCCUUGUGUGUAUUGCAACCAGAUGAAAGGAAACCUCACAGCAGGAGCAGAGCCACCAACAGCAGUCGACCAAUCACCUCGCAGCGGAGUCAAGCGUGGUGCCAAGACCCCAGCUGUCGGACCCCCGCGCCGGAAAAAGCAGCCGACUAAACCCAUCACACCGACCGGACCCAUGCCACCAGGCAUGCAUCCUAAUCAAGUCCAGCAACCGAAUCAACCCGGUAUGCAUGUUAGUAACUAUCCGAAUCAAAACCAAGGUGGAGCCAUGUAUCCUGGCCCGAUGCAGCCUGGUCCCGGCCCGGGCCAGGGUCCUGGCCCUGGAGCUCAAUGGGGUUACGGACAACAACAUGCACCUCAGCAGCCACCUAAUUCAUACUACUCGCAACAACUUCCUCCACAAGUGGCUGGAGGUGGACCAAGAUUCGAACGACCUGUGAGUCACACGAAACAAGCCCUGUCGAAUAUGCUACGAAUUAGAGUGCCACCAAACCAGUAUAUGAGUGGCGGUCAGGCUGGUCCAGUACCUGGCCCGGGCGGCCCUGGAGGUCCCGGAGGUCCAGGUGGUCCCGGCGCUGGUCCUGGUCCUGGUCCGGGACCUGGACCAGGGCCUGGCCCGGGAAUGCCUCCCAAUUUCCAAGGAAUGCCAAGGCCGCAGUUCAUCAGGCAACAACUUAGGGCUCAGCAAGGUGUUGGCAUGCCUUCGCAGCAGGGUGGACCAGGUCCUAUGUACCCUCAACAACAACAACAGCCUGGCGGAAUGUAUCCUGGUGGAAUGCAGCAACAAGGAAUGAAUCAAAACUAUGGAGGUUAUGGGAAUCAACAAGGAGCAGGUGGAGGCAUGAUGUUCCCACAACAGCAGCAACAACAACCGCCCCAGCAACAGCAACAACAGCCGCCACAAGGCUUUCCUCCCAUGAGACAAGCUGAAUACCAGCAACGUAUGCGUCCACCAUACAUGCAGAACCCUCAAAUGCAACAAGCUCCAAAUGUUACAAUGAACACUAUGGGUCCUCUUGGUCAGCAAGGUCAGUCAGCGCCUCCUUAUAGUCGACCUAACCAACAGGGUGGCCCACAACAGAAUCAACAUUUCCAGCAGCAGCAAAUAAACCAAAACCGCAUGCGACAGCAGCUUAUGGCCAUGCAGCAACAGCAGCAACAACAACAGCAACAGCAGCAACAACAGCAGCAACAGAACCAGCCUACGCUAGUUGCUCACCUCCAGCGCCAACUUGGCAACCAGCAGCAGUAUCCUAUGCAGCAGCCACCUCCGUAUUGAAGCAACAAAGAUCUCAGAAGAGAUCUUUAAUCAUGGAUUUCUUGUUUCAUUUGUACCAGUAGUUUCAUGCUUCAAGCCACCAUAUCCCAUAGCGAAUUCCAAUUUCCUGGGAAGGAACUCGCAAAGGUUUGAGCCCAGUCUUAAUUAGCCCACUGGCCCCAAUGUCACUUCGAUAGUUUCUUUUAUGCAUGAUUUUUAGGUUACUCUGCAGAAGUUAUCAUAAACUCGAGUUGUUUUGUCUGAGUAUUUUUAACGUCCAUCUCUUAUCCACUUUGAAGAGAGUGCUUCAAUUUUCUCUUUUACUGUAACUGUUUUGAACUAAUGUUGACCUUUUCAUACUUUUUCACAUGUCGACACCAUAGUAUGUAAUGUAAAAAUCACGGUUAGUUUUAGCUGUGCUUUAGAAACGUGCAAUUAUCUCUAUCCAAAUUUCUCAAAAUCCUAGUAAUUCAUCUUGAUGUAACUCGUAUAAUCUUAAAGAUCAUGAAAUGCUGGAAAUUUAUUUUCCAGCUCAAAUUCUGACCAAAACUUAGGAGAGUUCAAUCUUGAUCAAGCCACAGGCCCUUUUCAGCCAAGCAAAUACUCAUAUUACUACAGGUCGUUUUGUUAGAAAUUGGCGCAGGGAGGUAAAAUCUAUACUUUUUAAAUACCUUUCACAUGCUUCCCACCUUUGAGACAAAGGGAUACGAAGUUCGAAAGGGGAUGGUCAGGAAGAAAUUAUACAAUGUUUAUGUAUUGCCUCAGAAAGCAGUGUUUCUAUUUACAGCUCAGACAUUUUUUUUGUUUUUAAAUGUCUUGCUUUGUUAUUCUGAAGUCUGAAGCUCACAGGUGUAAAAACUCAACAGGCAUUAUGGUUGGCACAUUGAUGACAACAGGCAUUGAUGGAUUAGGUUUGACUGAAAACAAAUCAUUUUUUUGUUGGUAUAUGACAUGAAUGCAACCUGUACUUUACAUGCCUGUAUGGACGCCUCUGUAAGUAAGCUCUAUCUCUGUUUUCGUGAGAGACCGUACAACUCAUAGUUUGUGUACAUGAGCUCUAUCGAUAUGUAAGUGAAAGGAAGCUAACUGCUACUGCAUAACUCAAGGACUUUUUUUCCCUAUAAUGUUUUCUGCAGUUGCCACGUCCGCGUCUGACUAUUAUAUACAAUGUAGGAUUUCAUGCACUUUUGCUCCAUCAACUAGAUAGUGGUAUAACAGCUGUACUGAAGCUGUAAUCAAUAUCUGGCCAGUACGUCCUUUGCAAGAGAUUUUUGUCCCCUUUCUGCUGAGUAAACCCAUAUCAACAAUCGGAACAGAAAAUUAAAGAAUUUCUGACACAAGACAAUGAUCUCUUGUCUAAAAUAUUUGCCAUUUCUUCAUAAACUGUUCUCUUCGCAGGUUUCGAAGUGCAAAGUUUACUUGUUUUCUUUAAGAGAUGAAAUUAAGUGAUCUAUACAUAUUAAGAAAAAAUUUGCAAAUUUGUAAAAAUUAUUUAUUAAAUUUUCCAGAUAGAUAAUUUAUCGAUUUAUGUUUUAAUUAGUUUUAUUGUUCAUGAUAAUGGAAAGUUAGGUUUAUUGUGCGGUCAGCUUGAUCAUUGAGUUGUUUAUUAUUCAAUUUAACUUUUCUCAUGACUUAACAAAAAUACCAUUCCUUUUUCAAAUGAACAUUUGUUUUACCAUUAUCCAUCAAUCAAGCGGACAUCCUUAAAUCUCGAAUGAAUCAUCAGUGGUGUAAACUGAGAUUUCCCAGGCUAAAUUUCACUUUUUUCGAAUGGACUCUAUUAAGAAUUAAGGGAGGAGCAUUUCUGGCUCACCCACUAAAGUACGUAUCUGCAUGUGGAAACUAAUGGCACACAUGUUUUUUCUGAAAUGAGCUAGAAGUAGUUGUCUCCUAUUGCAAACUUUAGUCCAGCUAAUAAAUCCAUUAUCACACCUAGAUGCACUUUCUUGCGAACUGUUCCAAAAUAUUAAAUCUUGAAUCUCUCAAAUUAUAUUUAAAUUAAUCUGGACGCCAAAUGUCAGUCCUCAAUUAGUCAAAUUGAAUUAAGAUUAAUUUUUGAAGAUUCUAGCAUUUAUGUAAGGGCUUUAAAAAUAUAUUAUUAUUUUCUAAUUGAAAGCCGACAGCUGUAAUGUGCAAGCCAAGCAAAAGGUUCCACUCUUUACUCAAUACCAUAAUAGAAACCAACUUAAGUAAAAUGUGUUGAAUGUCUGGGUCUUCGUUUACGCUGAAGAUUUAUCUUAUGAGGAAGAUAUAUAUGGGUCAAGAAAUUCAUAAUGCAGGGAUGUUCAUCAAUUCUGUGAUAUUUUUAGUUCCAUCCACGUUUUGAAUCAAAAAUCAAUUUAGGCAUAGCAACUGUAUGUCCUCAAAUCCUGAGUGCUGAAAGGUUUCUAAGCAAAAGGAGUUAUAACGGUAUUUUUAUUGUGAUAUGUGUUCGAUUCUCGAUUGGAUUAUUUUACUUUGCGUUUUAAAAUAAUUUUAGCCUGAGUCUAUUUACCAUCCAAUGUUUUUAUUUUCUGUAAAAAAUCGAGGGCCCUUCUUGCCGUUUCUUGUUUUAUCUGUAGGUGAAAUUCACCUUUGCGGUUGGCAGAAAAAACCCCCUCAAUCAUUGCCAAAGAAAUUUUCCACAUGGAAUGGCUAUCGCUAAAAUAAUCAUUUUUUUUUACGUGAUUAAGUAAUUUUUUCUAAAUUUCAGAAAAAUGUCACUUAUGGUUUUAUUCGUCUAUCAUUGUACAUAUUUUUUGAUGGAAGGUUAGUCAACCUCUCACUGUGUAUACUGAAAAAACUGUAAAUUUGGAAAUGAUUUAAUGAGUAUUAUAUCUUGUGUAUACUGAGUUGACUGUACAUUUUUAAUGAUUUUUAUGAGUAUUAUGUUAAGUAUUGUGUCAAGUGCAAAUCCGUGCUCAGGACUUUUUAUUUAUGAAAUGUAUCAAAAUAUGUACAGGUUUGUGCUUAUGUGUUUUUAAAGUUGAUGUUUACAAUUUUAAAGGAACCUAGCUGUCACUCAAUUUUCCUAGCUUAAUCUCAAUACAUACUGAGGAGAAUUGUUGACAACAGACAAAGCAUUAAAUUUCAAGCAGCAUUAGAGCAAAAAUUGUGAUCACCAUGAAAAGUCACACGUUGCAAAAAUGUGAAUCUUGUUUUAUGUGAAGGGGUUGCUCUUCGUGCAUUCUUCUCAGUGAAGGAUUUGUACCUACGAUGGGUUUGUAAAAGAAAAAUGUACAGUAAAAGUAAUAAAGAAAUAAAUCAAAUAAGAUUAUCAAAA
Bemisia tabaci is the source of this 10194-nucleotide messenger RNA. The record is from RefSeq and is a predicted model, not a curated record. Lineage: Eukaryota; Metazoa; Arthropoda; Insecta; Hemiptera; Aleyrodidae.